Messenger RNA from Cuscuta campestris, 2302 nucleotides. The record is from the annotation of a GenBank genome assembly. NCBI's taxonomy places the organism in Eukaryota, Viridiplantae, Streptophyta, Magnoliopsida, Solanales, Convolvulaceae.
AGAUAUAAACCGCCCAUUCAAAAUUUUUCGUCGUCUUCUUCGCGAAAAACUCUCAAGAACCCUAGGCCUUUCUCUCUCAAAUUCUCACUCAAAUUUCUGAGAAAAUGAAGGUUGUCGGUGCAAAUGUCCACUUCCAGAAGUUAGAAGCCAAGUGCUCGUCACCAACAUUCUUUCAAAGCUAUCUGGAAAUGAUAGCCGCUCAAGAACUCUCCGAAUUUCUUCAAAUGGAAAUUCGCCUCAAAUUCGAGGAAGAAGUUCUUGAAUUCUACAGAAAUGGAGAGGUCAAGACUGCUCAUUCAAAGAAGGACCCACAGAGGACGUUUCCGGUCAUCAAGUCCACUGUUGGAGGUACGAAAGUGAAGCUUUCGCAGAAGAAAUUGGGAGAAAAGCUUCGCCUUCCCAAUUCUGGAGUUGAAAUCGGGAAAUUUCCAGCCAAAAAUCUGGACUGGAACAUCAUUGGAAUCUCUGGGCAAAUUCCUUCUGGUCCAGCGAAGAAAGCAGAUCUAAACAACGAUUACAAGUUGGUUUUGGAACUGGUCAUCGCCUGCCUCGAAUGUGGAAGUGGAGGUCAUGCCGAUGACAUCACCCAGGAGAGAGCCUUCAUCAUCAACUCUCUCAUUACCAAAACUAAGGUAAACUGGGUUGCACACUUUUUCAAAUCCAUUUCAAAACAUCUAGGAAAGCACAAUCAGAAGUAUCUCUGUCAAGGUCUGUAUAUUGGACAUAUCUUGGAAUCUAUGGGCGCUGCAGUUAAAGGGAAAAAGUAUGAAAACUACUUAUCCUCCAAAGGAGAAAACAGAGCUAGUGCUAGUGCCACUGCAGAAGAAAGCUCAUCAGACAAUGUUCCACUCAUCCAUAUGGCAAAAACUGCCAAAAGGAAGCAAGUGGUGUCUCCCUCAAUUAGUAUUGAAGCACCACAGAACCUUGCUCUGGUCAGUGUGGAAGAAGCAGAAGAAGUCUCUGACCAUGGAGAACUUCAAAGGAAGAAGAAGAGGAAGAUCAACUCUCCAUCAACAUCUAGAAAUGUCAAUCCGGAUGAGUUGAAGGAUAAGGAACCUGCUGAGGAAACCUCUGCUCAAAACCGGAGCACUCAACAACUUGAAGAAGAAAUUCCUCAAGUCCAAAGCCUUCCAACCCCCUCACCUCAACCUCAAAUGGAUGAUGCUGAUAACCAAUUCUGGCAGCUCUACUAUGAUUGGAGAGCAUGGAAAGUUGGAAAUUCAGCAGAGCAACUGAUGGAUUGGGACCAACAGCUGAAGAAUGAGAAGAUCAUCAAGAAAUGCUUAGGAAUACCAGUCAACCAUAGCUGUGAAGAAAUCUUGGACGACUACUGGGUAACCAAUUUUCAUUUCCAUAGCUCUUCCACCCCUACCCUUCCGGAUAUUGUGCCGGAAAUCUGGACAAAGAAGGUCCAAGGGCUGAUUGAAUCAGCCCUAGCAUCUCAACAUGCCUCCUUUAGGCAAGAGAUAGAGCAAAUGGAAGCCAAGUACACCAAGCUUAUAGAGAAAUCUGAAGAGAAGCACAACACUGAUCUCAAAGAAAUAAGCAAAUCAGUGCACAAGACUCUGGAGAUUAUCUCUCUAUUGAGUGAAACUGUGAGCAACACGAUGGAAAUAUAUGCCUCUGACAGUCAACUUCAACUCAAAGAAAUCACCAACGUCAAGGAGCAAAUAGCAACAAAGAAAUCCGGAAAACUCAGCACAGCAUCUAUCCAGCUCAGACUGGAUGGAACAGAAUUUAUAGGUACAGUUGUUGACCACUUCUCAAAUGAUGCUCAAUCAGAAGAGAGACGUGAAAAUUUAAGGCGCAUCAAAGAACUGUGUGGGAACAUGAAGGGCAUCAGUGAGGUUGCCGGAUCUUCAAAACGCAAGAGAAACUGAAGGUUCUUUUCAUCAAACCAGGGGGAAAAGCUUUCUCCAGUUUCGAUCCCGUCGCCCCCAUCUCAGUUCAUAUGCGAAUAUAGCUAUCUAUAAUCGUAUCCUUAUCGUUCUGAAUUGAUUUGUAUGUACGGAGUAUAUGAUGCCCUGACCGGAACCGCGCGGCUCUUCGCAGAUUUCCUCGCCGAAAAACCAGAAAAAUGUGAAAACCAGGCUUGGCGAUGUAGAAGAACGGUGAAAAAUGCUCAAAAUCCCUCUGAAAUGUUAUAACUUUCUACCACUCUGUUCAGUCUAUUAAUUUUGGUUUGUCCACUUUGAAAGAGCAUUGGAACCUUAAAAUUAGAUUGAUGGAACAUAAUUCUUGAAGCCUCAGGGUUCCUGAUCAAAUAUCAAAUAAGGUGGGUUAUUAAAUUUCUCUGUAAUUU